This is a messenger RNA of Orbicella faveolata, 3567 nucleotides long. Its product is annotated as synaptotagmin-16-like. Gene Ontology annotation, molecular function: phospholipid binding. NCBI's taxonomy places the organism in Eukaryota, Metazoa, Cnidaria, Anthozoa, Scleractinia, Merulinidae. The record is from RefSeq and is a predicted model, not a curated record.
GCUAAAAUGCGCGUAUGUGCGGGUCUCGUAAAUUACGUUGUAUCUGCCAGCACGAAAUGUGCCUUUUGAGCGAAUGGCUGUUCGCGUAUGAUAGCACUGAAAAUUACUUCAACUAGAAAUCGUCAAUUUGGCAGCAGUGGUAAAAUGCCUUGUCUUGGUCUAUCUGCUCUUUAAUGUUUGUUACUGCAGCUCUCCAGUGAGUCAGCUUCUAGAAACAGUUAUGCGUCUUUUGAAUGACUGCUCGGGGAAAAUGUAUGUAAAUGUUCCACGAGUUACUCUAAAGUUGGAAUACCACAGCUCAUAAGGAAAAGAUGCUUCGACCAUGUCAAAGGACGCAAAAGAAUAGGGAUGCAUCCAUACCUCUCUUAAGCGUGGAGGACUUAGACAGCUCAAAAUAGCUUGCAGCAGGCCGUAUUGUCGCCGCUUUAAUUCAUGUAAGAGUAGUGCAAGGAACGACCUUGUUUCGUCCCUGACUUACGACAGGCGUUUUCGCUUUUUCAAAACACAAGCAAUACAAUUGCUUUUUGUAUUCGAGAAUCUGCCAUUUUCUUUUUAAACAGCCCGCGAAAGCGCGCCUGAAAUAAUAUAUGUGAACCGCUGUCAUAUAAGCGCAGUGACUUACAAGUUUAAGAGUGCCGUUCUUGUUUUAGGGGUGCCGUUCAGAAAUCAACAUUGAAAAAACUUGAACAUGUUUUGCCGUGUAAAUCAAGCGGGCCGUGCCCAAAACUAUCGGCCCGCGUGCCAAAACUUUGGAGCGCCGUGCCCAAAACGAAUGUCGUGUAAAUGCGCCUAGACACUUUUAUUUUCAGCAUAUCGCUACUUUCAUGUUGUGAAGCAAUUAUAACGAUUUUUAUAGCAUUGUCAUCUCCUAAUUACUGCUAGUCUAUCCAUGAAAGCAAAUCCUUUUUCGGAUUUCCUGAGAACAAAAAUAACAAAUCCAUAGAAUAUAAGUAAUGUUGAAAUUUUUAAGUGAAAUAUAUCUCAAAGAGGUCGCAGUUUUGUUUCCAAAAUCCGUUUUGGAUUUUGUGCCUUAAUUUUGCAAUCCCAGUAGAACGCAUAUGACAUCUGGAGAAAUAAAAUGUCAUGCCAUAUCCCCCUGCUUAUCAGCUCCAAUAUCUGUUCAAAAUCCACAAACCAAGGACUCCUUGACCAGUCAUCCAGAUUGCAAUGAUAUUCUCUGACAAAAAUAUUUUCGACCUCGCCUUUAAUGAAUGUUAAUACGCUUCUGUUUAAAACUACUUUAUGAAGAUCACCAUUGUUCAUGUUAUUGUUGUUAUUUUUCCUUUUUCAAGUCCUGGCCAAUACCUCAGUUUUAUUGGACUCUGAAUUAACAUAAUUAAUAUUCAAGUAUCGUUAGAAGCAACUCUCUUCCUAUUGGUCGGGUUCGCUUUAGCAAUUUGUCAUUUAUCACUAGAGACAACACGAGAUUAACUCACAGUACAGAUGUCCGUUUAAUUUCUAUGAAAGCCAGCUUGGGAUUGAAAGAUGAAAAAACUGCUUGCAAAGGCCAGUAUUCUUUAGAUUUCAUCAGAAAUCUCAUCAAACUAGUAAAAUCCUCAUCCAUAUACUUCUUUACACUGUUGAAUGUAUCAGAUAUAAGAAAUACUGAGACCAGUGUCGAGAGGACUUUACAGCUGACUCAGCACAAAACAAAGGAUGGUUUUCCCUCCCGUGCCAACCCCGGCCAUCGUUUUUAUGGCGGUUAUUGGUGGUUGUUGCCUUCUGUUGCUAGUUUUAUAUCAGUGCUUGAAGGCUGGAAUGUUUUUUAAGACCGAACCACCGGAAGAGAGACCGGAGGAGAAAGGAUACGCGGAGCUCGGUGAACCGUAUGGGACCGAAACAGACGAUGAUUAUGUUGGGCCAUCUUCAAAAGCAACAAGCCGAAGAAGUAGCUUUAAUACAAGUGGGAGUAAGUCGGAUGGUGAGCUUGCUCUCGGUGAUAGUGCUUCAGUGUAUGGUUACGGUAAAUAUUCCGACGGUGAAUACAGUCCCGGCGCAAGACGGGCUGUGUCGGCUUAUGGUGAAGCAAUUGAUAUCGGCCAUGAGGAAUUUCUUUCAACUGCUGGAAGACUACAAGUUUCUGCAAGCUAUGCCCCGACAGCAGAAAAGUUAGCGGUAACUGUAAUCCGCGCUGAAGAUGUGCCGACAAAGCAAAGAGGAGGCGCAGGCAGUGUCCAGGUUCGAGUCGUACUGCUACCUUCCAAGAAGCAACGUUUUAAAACAAAAGCAAAACCGGCAGCAAAUCCGAACUUUCACGAAACAUUCACUUUCAGUCGAGUUCCCCAAAGUGAUUUGCAUGAAAAUGGUCUGAGGUUCAGACUAUAUGGUCACGAAAAACUCACAAGGGAUAAACUGCUUGGCGAAAUGACUAUCAGUCUAACAGAAUUCGACUUGGAAGGGGAUGGAGAGGCGCUAUGGCGAACGCUUACUCCAAGAAAUGCUCUAAGUAGUUCUGAUUCCAUGUACGAUCUGUCAGAUACUGGAAGCGUGAAGAGUGGUUCAUAUGGCUCAGUCUCUUCACUGGCAAUGGCGCAAAGCGGGGCACCCGAGUUGCUCGUCUCGCUCUGCUAUCAAUCACUCACUGGUCGUUUAACUGUAGAAGUGCUUAAGGCGAGCAACCUUCGAAAUGUCUCGAUGCAACGCGCACCAGAUACAUAUGUUAAAGUGGCCAUGUUUAAUUCUAUUGGACAGCAACUCUCCAAGAGCAAAACAUCAAUACGUCGAAGCAUGUGUGACCCUGAGUACAAUGAGAACUUUGUAUUCCAGAUCAUUGAAUUUGAACUACCCAGUGUAAGCCUCAUGUUUUCUGUGGUCAACAUAAAGAAAAUGAGGCGUAAGGAAAUUAUAGGUUGGUUCUCAAUGGGCCGUGAUAAUACUGGUGAAGAUGAAGAAGCACACUGGAAAGAAAUGAUAGAAGCUAAAGGACAACCAAGGAAGAGAUGGCAUAUUCUUAGUGCUGUAGACUACUGAUAUUAUAAAUUUGAAAAGUCUAAUGUUAUUUAUGCAAUUAAUAUUGUAUAUAAGAAAUAAUGGAUUAAGUUAAGUAUUUAUUUACCAGUCUAUAAUUUCCAUUUUUUUACAAUGUCAAAGCAGUAUUUUUUUUUAUAAGCAUUAGAAGUAGUUAAUAUUGUUUCAUUUGAAUUAGUUUCCUACAUAGUGUCUAUAAAUUUGGUGAAUUUUGUGGUAAUUACAACCUACUGACUCUGUUUAGUAAUCAGUAAAGAAGAAAAAUAACACUGGAUAUGGUGGUAGGUUGUAAAUAAAAUUAAAAUAGAUAUAAAUGCUAGAAAGGGGUUCUCUACAUAAGUGAAUAUACCAAUGGCAGCUUAGAUCUGACUGAUACAACCUUUUCGAAGUAAAAUACUUACUAUGGUGAGUGCUAAAACACUGAACUUUUCCUCAACAUGAAAGGUUUCAAGGGGAUUCUUUCAAGAACGGACUACCUUUGAAACUACAUGUAUAGCACUUUAAGAGAUCUACAUUCUAUGUAUCCCUUUAGUACGUGUUAUGGCAUUGAGUCACAAGUUGAAAAUUUGAAAAGCAAUAAACAUUUAAAAGCCUAUCUCA